Molecule: messenger RNA, 1614 nt
Organism: Rotaria sordida
Lineage: Eukaryota; Metazoa; Rotifera; Eurotatoria; Philodinida; Philodinidae
Source: the annotation of a GenBank genome assembly
AAGUUCACUACACAUUCUCCAAGAUGAUAAAUGCAUAGGCUUGCUCCAGUGUCGAGUCCAUCGGUUAAAUUUUGUUCGAAUUUUGUACGCACACCUUCCCACCCAGGAGCUACAUAGCCAAACACGUUGUUGUUGCUUGAUAUCGAAGACAUUAUUGACUAAAUAUACGCGUGUUACAACAUGUCUUCUCUUUAUACUGCCCGCAUGUCAAGAAUAGAUACAUAAAUGUUUUAUCUUUUCUCUCCUAAUAAGGAAAGAGAUGCGAACGUGUGCCUUGACUUCCUUUUUGGUCUAGUUUUGACUAUCUAAGACGAGAUAUCAUGAGAGAUAUUUUAUAUCGACACCUAUUUCUUUGACUGAAAGGAAGGUCAUGUUAAAUAAAAUGUGUUUGUAUGUUUGCAUGCACGUGUCGGCAAGCAUUGAUGUAAUUUAUAAAGUUUGACCAAAGAUAAUGGGGGUCGACGAAUCCAAAUAUGUAAUCAGUUUUUCAAAAUUUUGAGUUUGAGUUUUUUAUCGAGAAAAGACUUUUUAAAGAAAAAAUGAUUCUCUCUCAACUGAAAGGAAGAUCACACAGAAAAAAAAAAGUUUGCAUGUAUGUAUGUAUGUAAAUAUGCUUGUUUGUAGUCAGAUGUACAGUCACAUGCCUGCAUAUAUUUCUGAAAUAUUAGAUAAACUAUGUAAGAUGGCUAUGCUUUGAGGUGUACUACCAGCUACUCAGAUUUGUUUUCUAUUAGAGAACACUCUAACAGUAUUUAUUGCUAUUUCAUUUAUUCUUUAUCAUAUUUGUUGUGUGUAUGUGUAUGUAUAUCUCCGUUCUCUAGUAUGCGUUAUCCACCCUUGUAAAUAUAGGACAAUUUUUUUCUUUUCGUUUCUUUUUCUUUUUCUUUUUUCUUCUCUCUUUUUUUCCUCUUUUCUCCUUUCCUUUUCGUCCUUAAGAAUUUCAACAAAUUCUCAAUCUUUUUUCUUGUUCUAAAUUUAAGUGCAUUUUAAAAGAAGAUCCCUGACAUCACCUUCAUUAUUAUAUAGUCUAGUCUGAACCAGGACAACAAUAUCUACUAUUCCCUAUAUUGGAGAUGUAUACAUAGCUGAGAAAUUUAAAUAAUAAACAAGUUGUUAAAUAAUUGGUUAACCAGACAAAAAAGAAAUCUUCAUAUUUUAUUAAAUUUUGUUACAGAUUAGGUCCUUUGUAACAUUAGUGCCGUGACCCUACUCAAUCGAUUGAACACUAACAAUCGGAAAAAAAAGAAAAACAGUUGAACUAAUUCAACACAGAAUUAUAUAUCAGUGGUUGAAGUAUUAAUUUAAUUUUUUUAAGAAUUGGCCUCUAACUAUAAUCUUCAAUCUCAUUAUUUUCCUACAGCUCAAUCUUCUAUUCAACAAAUUAAUUAUCAACAAAAUCAAAUAACAACUACCAUGACUGAUGCAUUAACCAGACCAUUUGAAAACAUCAAAUCAUUUGAUAGUACUUUACAAGGUGAUUUAAGAGAUUGGUGCGAUCGAGCUGAAAUUAUAUUGAAUGCAUUUAAUAUCAAUGAUGAUGAUCGUUUAACUCGUGAUGGUAUUAAUUUAGAAGAUACUGCUUUCUAUUGGUAUCAUGAUAAUCAAGGUCUUUAA